AAUAUUGUUUGCAACCUAUAGUUUACAAUUGCAACCACAUUUUAUAAGGUAAUCAUUCAGGAAGCGACAUCGACGCUGCUUUAUCGCAUACUAUUUGAACGGUGACUAGGUUAUUUUAAACAUGAGUUUCAAUAAUUUAGGGUACACUACGACCUACAAUUCACGCACCAUGAUACCGGUGUUUACCCUGUCACAGGGAGCCAUGCAAUUCUUUAUUCCAUAUGAUGAGCCAGGUAGAGAUGAUUUAGUGAAAUUGAUUUCAGACCAUGGUGGUAGCGUAUCCGAUACUCAAACUUCUGACCGAGGUGGAGUUAUUGUUCUUUCAUCCAGAUAUAAACAUGGGGCGGACAUUUAUAAACCGGGGUAUGUUUGGGAAUCAGUAAAACAAGGAAUGACUUUAGAACUUGCACGUUUUAAACUCAAGAAUCCUCUUGACCUGAUUGACUAUAGUGAAAUGUUACAGCAACAACAACAACAACUUCAACUGCAACAUCAAUUUCAACAACAACAACAACAACAACAACAACAACAACAACAACAACAACAACAACAACAACAACAACAACAACAACAACAACAACAACAAUUACACCCACUCCCACAUCAAAUACAACAACAGCAGUUACUUCAACAACAGCAACAACAGCAACAACAACAACAGCAGCAACAUCAACAACAACUCCAUCAACAACAAUUACAUCAACUUCAACCAUAUCAUGACUUGCCUACUACUGUGGCGAAAGCCUCAGAACUUAAAAGGGGUACAAAUGCCAAGCAUUCAUUUACUGCUGAAGAAGAUGAUUAUAUUUUGGAACAAGUCAGGCUUGAUCCAAGAAGAAGAACUAGUCAUAAGCUUUUUGAUGAAAUUGCACUUACUCUUUCUGCUCAUACGGGUAAUUCUAUUAGAUAUAGAUACCGUAAUCAAUUAGAAAGUAAACUUGGGUACGUAUACCGUACUGAUCCACAUGGUAGAUUAGUCAAGGACACUGCUGGACAUUAUGUUAAAGAAUCGAUCGAUAAUUUACCAAAGACAAUGAAAAAUAGGUUUACUGCAAAUGAUGAUUAUGCAUUGUGUGUGAAAAUCAUAGAUUAUAAUCAUCAAGAGUAUCGGAAACUUGUGGAGGAUGGACUUGUUGAUCCUGAAGUUGAGCCACUUAAUUUGGAAGGUACUCUUACAGUUCCUGUUUCAUUUUUCAGAGAUAUGGAAAGGCAGUAUCCAAAUCAUACAAGAGCUGCAUGGAGAGACAGAUACAGAAAAUUUGCCAGUAAAUAUGGGAUUAAGAAAUAUGCUGAUUAUUUUGUUAGUUCAAAGGAUCCACAACCAAUGAAGGACUUUACCAAAAGAGAUAAUAUUAAACAAAUUAAAUCGGAAGCCGACCAAGUGAGGUCAAUUCUUGAUGAGUAUUCAACCCCAGAUGGACAAGUACAACAAAGACAAUCACUUGCGCAAUUACCACAACAAGCGGGUAAUGGAAAAGAAACUACUACUGAUGGACAUGCCUUGGAUGAAGAAAUUGGAGAACUUAAGAGCUCUAAUAUUGAUGAUGCAUUAAUUCUGAAUAAUAGUACUAGUCAAACCACUCAGACUAACGUAGAAGGAUCACUUGAUGAAGAUGGAGAAUUAUUUGUUGAUGCUGAAGAGGGAAGUUCACAAGAUUUUAAACCUUCAAAUAAGAAAAAGCCAAGUCAAUCUUCUCAACUCAUUCAACAACUUUCUCAACCAACCCAAUCUUUAGAAGGUUCACAAGAAGAAAUUGGGUUUUCAUACCCUCAACCAGGGUUAACUAUUGAUGAUAUUGUUAGUUCGCGUUAUUUUAGAGUAAAAUCCAAAGAAGCUGCUCUUAAAUUAAUCAAGGAAAUUAUUGAAAUUGGUGAUGAAAAUCCAACCAGUUUAUUCGCAAGACUUCAAGAUGAAUUAGGAUUUACUGAAUUAUUUUGUACUGUUAUUAUAUUGUAUAAUAAUGGUGAUUAUUCCAAGAUUUGGCUUUAUCUUAAGGAAGUUUUCAGAAAGUUGCAUGAUCAAAACCUUGAAUUAAGUCAAUCUGAAACUUAUAAACUUUUAGAAAUUGAAGGUAUAAAUGGUGUUUGGAAUAAAAAAUAUGAUGAUUUAUUAAGAAGUGGAACUGAAGAAGACUUGGAAAUUUUAAGAAAAGUUCAUGAUGAUAAACAGAUUGAAAUUAGAAAGAGUUUCCUUGCCGCUGCAAGAGAGUAAAAU
Messenger RNA from [Candida] anglica, 2215 nucleotides. The record is from the annotation of a GenBank genome assembly. Lineage: Eukaryota; Fungi; Ascomycota; Pichiomycetes; Serinales; Debaryomycetaceae.